Messenger RNA from Magnusiomyces paraingens, 2313 nucleotides. RefSeq lists its product as uncharacterized. NCBI's taxonomy places the organism in Eukaryota, Fungi, Ascomycota, Dipodascomycetes, Dipodascales, Dipodascaceae. Gene Ontology annotation, biological process: attachment of mitotic spindle microtubules to kinetochore; mitotic spindle assembly checkpoint signaling. The transcript is spliced from 2 exons. The record is from RefSeq and is a predicted model, not a curated record. Gene Ontology annotation, cellular component: kinetochore; mitotic spindle; nuclear envelope. The coding region runs from base 1 to 2313 and encodes 770 amino acids.
AUGUCUGGCAAGUCUCCCGAUCCAAAACCUGUUCAGGAUUUCCCUAGCUCGCCAUUCACACGGCAACCACAGAGAUCUCCUGUAGUUUCUCCAAUUAAGAAGCCGAAUACCCCCUCGCAACUGGGAACCCCGAAAUCCAGGGGCUCCUCUAGUCCUCUUAAGAAACCAGCACUAAUUGACCUAACACCAGUUAUUAAUGUUGAAAGGUCACUGAGAGAAAAAAUAUCUUCACUGGAAUUCCAGGUAUCAUCUCUGCUUGAAGAGCGUGAACUUAACAAAAUACUAAACGAAAAGUCCAUCCGUGAGCUGGAAAUCAAGGUUAAGGACGAAGGAAAGCGUGCAGACAGACUAGAAACCGAUAAUGCUUAUUUAUUUGACCGCCAAAAAUCUUUUUCGCAACAGGUUGAAACUCUUAAAGACGAGUCAUCGAGUCAACAAGAAACUUUGAACGAGACCAUAAACACUCUUCGACAGGAAGCACUUAAUUCUCAGCAAUCUUAUUCAAAACUCGAAUCAGAUUAUACAGCUUCUCGGGAAUUACUGGAAAGCAGAACUAAUGAUUUUGAAACAAAGCUCCAGUCGGCAAUUAAUACAAGUACUCAGCUUUCGCAGCAACUGGAAUCAACAAUUACACAACUCAAUCAAUCCAAAAUUAAAUGCAUUGAAUUGGAAGAUGAAGUCACUAAACUAACAGAACAAAAUAAUGCAUUUAAAAAUCAACCACAAGAAGCCAAAAAUACAGAAAUUGUUCAAAACCAGCUACAUGAGCAGCUCGAGCAUAUUAACAAACUUGAGCAAGUGAUUUCUAGCCAAAAAACAAAGCUCCAAAGUUUUGAAGAUAAUCAACAGCUUGUAUCUGUAAUUGAAGAGCAAAAGGAAUCUUUGGAAAAGAAGCUGGAGUUUAUGGAGGAACUGCGCACUCAACUUGUGGAUGUGGAAAUGAAAUUGGCCGAGUCUCAGGCCCAGCAGGAAAAAUGGACAUCCUUUCUGGAAAAGGAUGAGACUUUUAAUUCACCUGAAGACGUUAUGAAAGAUCUUAUGGUUUUGCGGACCGAGAAAAAAAAUUUAGAGGAACGGAUCAGCCGGUUGGAGCUGGAACUUUCUCAGUCAACACCAACAAUGGAACAAAUGACCCAACAAAUUGAUAAACUGGACCAGGAAUUAAGCGAUGCCAAAGAGCAGAUUAUCAAGGAAUCUGAAGCACGUAUGAGACUUCAGAGACAGCGUGAUUUGGCACAAACUGAAACGAGUUUCUUGCGUGGCCAAAUCAAAUCAUAUGAUUCUGAGGAAAGUGUUUUGCUACAAAAGAUUAAUAACAACAUCUCUGCCAAAUCAACAGAAUCAGGUCUGACAGACGGAGAAAAUAUUAGCAAUACUAAAGAGAACUUGGCGUUUCUUGAUAAUAUAAAGAAUUCUCGGAUCACCCAACUUGAACAAGUUUUGGAAAAGUAUCGAGGCGAAGUGGGACUCUUGUCAAAGGAACUUGAAAAACGUGACGGUACGACACCCAACAUUGAAUCCUUCAGUCCUCUUAAGCGGAAAAUCACACCUUUUAGCUCUGGCGAGCGUGUCGGCGAACUCACUCGCAAAAUUCGCACACUGCAAGUAGAACUUGACAAUACCAAAUUGGCUCUCGAUACACGUACCAAGGAACUUGACGCUGCAAAGAAACAAGUGGCUAAGCUUGAAAAGAUGCAACGUUCCCGUGAAAAUCACGGCAGUGGACCUAAGCUGAGGAUUCUCGAGCUUAAAGAUAACCCAGCAGCACGCAAUGAGGCGGUCAAAAUGUCUACAUUGCGAGCGCUCAAGAAGGAGAACGAGGGCUUGCUGGAACAAUUGUCUCAAAAACAGACAGCAGCAGGUGACCGUAAGCUAGUUCCCUACUCGUCUCUUGAGGCGAUGCGUCAAGAGAAAAUUGCACUCAACACGACGAUUGCGGAUCUCAACAAGCGAUUGGACCGACUCAAGCAAGUUUUCUCCAAACAAUCACUCGAGUUUCGCGAGGCAGUAUAUGCGCUUGUCGGGUACAAGGUGGAUCUUUUGCCCAAUAAGAAGAUUCGUGCAACAUCUAAGUUUGCGGCAUCUGAGGAUGAUUGCUUUAUCUUUGUUCCUGAAAAACGACCUGGCAGUAUCGGCGGAAGCUUAGGAAGCAGUGGCAAAAUCAAAUUCACAGGCAUUGAAGACGGUCCUCUAACCACUGAGUACGAUAACCUAGUGACUUUUUGGAUUAAGGAACGGCAUGAUAUACCUUGUUUUUUGGCUGCGCUCAAUCUAGAGUUAUACGACAAAACGACCAAAGCUGCUAGUUUUUAA